This is a messenger RNA of Daphnia magna, 1543 nucleotides long. Its product is annotated as isobutyryl-CoA dehydrogenase, mitochondrial. Gene Ontology annotation, molecular function: flavin adenine dinucleotide binding; acyl-CoA dehydrogenase activity. Gene Ontology annotation, biological process: lipid metabolic process. Bases 123 to 1385 code for a protein of 420 amino acids. The transcript is spliced from 10 exons. Lineage: Eukaryota; Metazoa; Arthropoda; Branchiopoda; Diplostraca; Daphniidae. The record is from RefSeq and is a predicted model, not a curated record.
GAGUCGUCUGCAUUACGCAACGAAAACACGAAGUUGUUCGGUAAAGCGGAUCUACACUGUGCUAUUAGUACCUGUGUUUUGUUGUUUGCAGUUGUCAGCUUAAACUCGUCGACCUAUCGAAAAUGCUGCCUUGCGUCAUUCGCCAGGUUAAAUUCUCCUCAACCCGUCGUUUUGGUCAUGCGAAAAAUGUUUUUCCAAAAAUACUUGGAAUCUGUCAUCGAAAUCUGGUUACCAGCGUAGAUCCUUCCAGUGGGUUAAGUGAAGAGCAGCAACAAAUAUACAAAACAGCUCUAAAUUUUGCUCAUCAGGAAAUGAGGCCUCACAUGGCUGAAUGGGAUGAGCAUGAAAUAUUCCCAGUUGACACCAUGAAAAAGGCUGCAGCCCUGGGAUUUGGUGCUAUUUAUGCAAGAGAUGAUUUUGGUGGCACAGGGCUUUCACGACUUGAUGCUUCCAUUGUAUUUGAAGCUCUAUCACAAGGUUGUGUUUCAACUACUGCCUACAUUAGCAUCCACAAUAUGUGUGCAUGGAUGAUAGAUACCUUUGGCACUGAAGAUUUGAGAAAACAUUGGGUCCCUCAACUUGCAAGUAUGGAAAAGCUUGCAUCAUAUUGCCUGACUGAACCUGGAGCUGGAUCAGAUGCAGGCUCUCUGAGCACCACAGCAAAGAAAUCUGGAGGUGAUCUUAUUCUCAACGGUUCAAAGGCUUUCAUCAGCGGUGGAGGCGAUACCGACGUAUACCUAAUAAUGUGUAGGACUGGUGAACCAGGUCCGAAAGGGAUUUCUUGUGUCCUCGUUGAAAAAGGAACGCCUGGCCUUAGUUUUGGGAAAAAGGAGAAAAAAAUCGGAUGGAAUUCACAACCUACUAGAGCCGUCAUUCUGGAAGAUUGCCGCGUUCCUGUCAGCAACGUGAUCGGCAAAGAGGGUCAGGGCUUUAGUAUUGCAAUGAAAGGAUUAAACGGUGGUCGAAUCAAUAUCGCGUCCUGCUCCUUGGGAGCAGCACAAGCAAGUCUGGAAAUUUCAAAAGAUCACCUCCAGGUGCGUAAGCAGUUUGGGAAGCCACUUGCUGAUUUUCAGCAUACCCAAUUUCAAAUCGCAAAAAUGGCUACAAAACUCGUUGCGUCAAGGAUGAUGAUUCGGAAUGCCGCCACGGCUUUGGAAGAGAGCCAUCCUAAUCACGUCACUCUGUGUUCAAUGGCCAAACUUUAUGCCACAGAAGCGUGUUUCGAAAUUGUCAAUACUGCUUUGCAGUUGCAUGGUGGCUAUGGCUACCUGAAGGAUUACCCCAUCCAACAAUAUCUCAGAGACAUUCGCGUGCACCUAAUCCUGGAGGGAACCAAUGAGGUCAUGCAAAUGGUGAUAGCCAAAGAUAUUCUGAAAUUCAAGUAAAUUAUUUGUAAGUACAUCCCUUGAUUUAGUCAGUUUCUUUUUAUUUUAUUAUAAUUUUUUUUUCUUAAUGAUUAUUUGCGUCGGGGGGGGGGUAGUGAUACAACUCGUAAAGUUUGGCUUUAUUGAGUAUAUUGUAAUAAAAUCAAACUGCCCAUCUU